UAUCCAGUAUUACAUCAAAAUGACAAUAUUGUCCUACACCGUCUUCAUUCUCUAUACCCUGAUUGCUCUGGUGAAUCUUGUGGUUGAUAUGUGUCUCCAGAGGCAGUCCAGGUCGUCUCCUGCUUCUAACGUACUUAAAGGACGUUACAUGGUCCAAUGGCUAUUUUACAACGUCACCGUCACAUGGACCUGUAUUGUCCUGGUUGUCUUCUGGGGAGCCCUCUACGACCCUGCCUAUCCAGACUGGUUAUUUGACAUCACCUGCCACACCCUACCAGGGGUCUUCAGUAUCCUAGAGCUCACCUUCACAGCGACACCUUGUCGAAUCGUCCAUGUCAUCUACCCUUUCAUCUUCGGGAUCAGCUAUCUCACAUUCACCCUGAUCUACUGGGCGACUGGACAUGCUCCGAUAUACUCGAUCCUCGACUACAGCGGCAGCCCGAAACUGUCGGCCGUGUCGGUCGUCAGUAUUUUCGUGUUCAUUUUCGUGUUUCAUCCAGUGAUGUGGGGGCUCACCAAGCUUAGAAAACGCGUGGCGGAAAGGCUCAACUGUUCUCAAGGUCUACGAGGCGAUCAAUAUGAGCAGAUCGAGCCAUGAUGUGCACCUAGCUCCCUCAUCGUUUGACGAAUCGGGCUGAUACCGAUGCAUAUAAUGGGCCGAUUAGCGCUACGCUUGCUUUUAGCGUACUCCCACUACUACAAUUCUGCUACAACACAUUUGUGUCUCUCUAUUUUUUCUACUCAACCAAGGCGGCAUACCCGGAAGGGGGAAGGGGCAUAGUUCCCCUAAUUGUUCAAGUAUCUCAAAAGUGCCCCUUUCUAUAUAGGAAAAGUAAACACAUUAGAAAGGUGCCCCUUUUUAUUUCUAAUAGGUGCCAGUUUCACUUUUUUGUGUAAGUGAUCCUUACAGCCUCUGCCAAGUGUACAUUUUCCUUUGUAAUAAGUGUCCCUUUUUAUUUCUGAUGAGUGCCCCUUUUCACUUCUGAUAAGUGCCCCCUC
Molecule: messenger RNA, 999 nt
Organism: Strongylocentrotus purpuratus (purple sea urchin)
Lineage: Eukaryota; Metazoa; Echinodermata; Echinoidea; Camarodonta; Strongylocentrotidae
Product: protein rolling stone-like
Exons: 2
Coding region: 20-598 (192 amino acids)
Cellular component (GO): membrane
Source: RefSeq, a predicted model, not a curated record